Molecule: messenger RNA, 2165 nt
Organism: Myxocyprinus asiaticus (Chinese sucker)
Lineage: Eukaryota; Metazoa; Chordata; Actinopteri; Cypriniformes; Catostomidae
Product: geranylgeranyl pyrophosphate synthase-like
Exons: 5
Coding region: 611-1579 (322 amino acids)
Biological process (GO): isoprenoid biosynthetic process
Molecular function (GO): prenyltransferase activity
Source: RefSeq, a predicted model, not a curated record
CAAGCUUCACCCACUUCCCCCGCGCCUUCACGCUGCCGAUGGCGUAUUUAAGCGCGAGCAGGAGGGAUGAGUGAGCUUCCUGUAACUUAGGCGUCUUAAAACAUUCAUUCUGCUUCCUGAUUCCGUUACGAUCGCUUUAUGGAUUAUUUGUGAAACGAGGUGGAGUUAAAUUAUCGUCUUUGGUUAAGUGGUUAAUGAUAGCGAGCUGGCUAUCAGUGAUAAAAAAUUGAAAGCGGAAGAUCUGACGUGCUCGAUGACGAAAGCGGAAGUGUUGGAUUGCAUAUUGCAGAUCUGAAAGGUGGCGAAAUGCACGGAGAAUCUGAAUCGACAAAUAAAAAAAAAAAAAGAACUUAAAUAUUGGUCUGUUUCUCACCCACACCUAUCAUAUCACUUCUGAAGACAUGGAUUAAGCCACUGGAGUCUUAUGUAUUACUUUUAUGCUGCAUUUAUGUGCUUUUUGGAGCUUCACAGUUUUCGUCACCAUUCACUUGCAUUGUAUGGACCAACAGAGCUGAAAUAUUCUUCUAAAAAUCUUCAUUUGAGUUCAGCAGAUGAUAGAAAGUCAAACACAUCUGAGAUGGCAUGAGGGUUAGUUUUGUGAAACAGAGGGAUGGAUGGAGAUGAAAGAGCAAAGUCUGAACGGAUUCUUCUGGAACCCUACAAGUACUUGUUACAACUGCCAGGAAAACAAGUCCGAACUAAACUAUCUCAAGCGUUCAACCACUGGCUCAACGUCCCAGAGGACAAACUUCAGGUCAUUAUUGAGGUGACCGAGAUGCUUCACAAUGCCAGUCUUCUGAUUGACGAUAUUGAAGACAGCUCUAAGCUGCGCCGUGGUUUCCCCGUCGCCCAUAGCAUCUACGGCGUGCCCUCGGUCAUCAACUCCUCCAACUACGUUUACUUCCUGGGCCUGGAGAAGGUCCUCAUGCUAGAUCACCCUGAGGCCGUGCACAUCUUCACCCGUCAGCUUCUGGAGCUGCACCGCGGCCAGGGACUCGACAUUCACUGGCGCGACACGUACACCUGCCCGAGCGAGGACGAGUACCGCGCCAUGGUGCUUCAGAAAACCGGGGGCCUUUUUGGCCUCGCCGUCGGACUCAUGCAGCUUUUCUCUGAUUGGAAACAAGAUCUAAAACCACUUUUAGACACUCUGGGACUUUUCUUCCAAAUUCGUGACGACUACGCCAACUUGAACUCACCAGAGUACAGCGCUAACAAGAGCUUCUGUGAAGAUCUGACGGAAGGGAAGUUCUCUUUUCCCACCAUACACGCCAUCUGGUCGCGACCCGAGAGCACGCAAGUGCAGAAUAUAUUGCGUCAACGCACUGAGAAUGUGGAUAUUAAACGUUAUUGCGUGGACUACCUGGAAAAGGUGGGUUCUUUUGCUUACACGCGUCAGACGCUUAUGAUCCUGGAAGCGGAAGCGUACCGACUGAUCGCAAAGCUGGGAGGAAACCCAGAACUAGAGGCCCUGUUGGAGCACCUCAGUCGCAUGUACAAAGAGCCAGAGGCCGGGGCUUCUGUCAGCCAAUCAAAAGAGCCCAUGGCCAGAACUUCAGACAGUCAAUCAAAUCAGUGACCUAUGGUAAUCACGUCUUAGGUAUCAGACAUGUACUUUCUUUACGAUUUUUUCACGAUGCAAAAAAAAUGCUAAAAUGAUCCUAAGUAGGCUUCAUUGUCUUUAUGUAAAUAUAAUGUGACCUAGACAUGUUUUUGUGAGAUUCACCCAUUUAUUAUUGCCUUUUCAGGCGAAUUAUUUAAUAUCAUGAAAACCUCAUUGUGCCCAGGGGGCUGCUGAUGCUUGUGUUGUCAUGGUGAUACAUGUGUCAUCAGGUCAAAUUAAUCCAAAAUCUUUCCAUUGAUAAGGUGUAAAGUUAUGAGGCCUUACUUAACCCACAUAAAUAAAGGGGAAUGGUCUGUGUUUCCAACAGCAGCUGAAAUAAUGGUGUUGUAAAUCCAGUUAACAUGUUUUUACCAUGUUUACCACUUACCAAUUUUUAUAACCAUAAAUAAUAUGGAUAUAUGGACUACUGUGUAAUAAAAUACUGUUUUUGUUUUUUCAAAUGCAUGCUGCUGAGGUCAACACUGCUCCUGCAUAUGCAGGUAUUUUGUUUGGAUGUGAAUGUUUUUAAUAUCGCUACAUUGAAUAAACACCUUUCCCAUUG